AGGCUCGCCCCCUCCCCCACGCGGUGCGCUCGGGCCCGGGCGGGACCGUAAGCUGCUCUGCUGGCUGCCUGGAGCCGCGGGAGCCGCGGUGGCGGCGGGUGCGAGGCCAACCUUUGUCCCUCGGCGGAAAGCUGCCUGCGUGGUGCCGCCUCCCCGAGCCGCGGCCGGGGACGCACCUUGGCCCAGGCUCCAGCCCGCCGGGUCCGAGUUGCUGGGGGCGCGGCAGGGAGCCCUGGGUCCUGCUGCCCUGGCUUCGGGGACUCCCUCCUGGCCGAGGCGGGGACCUCGGCGUGGGGAAUCCUGCCCUUCAGAAGACGGGAUGUGCCAUUAAGAAAGUUAGCCUGAGUUUUAUGAAAAACCAAAGAACAGAAACUAAGGACAGUAGACAAGGUUUUUCCAGUUUGCACAAUAUUUCCUUCAUGGAUACUUUUUCAUAGCGUUAUUAUGUGAUGUAAGAAUUUUUUUUGAAGUAACAUGGAUUUUAUACUACCAAAUCUCAAGAGAAUUGCCUUUAUAGGAAAAAUUGAUUUAUAGAAAUUGGUGCAAGUUCAUAUAGAUAACCAUGACAACAUCCCAUAUGAAUGGGCAUGUCACAGAAGAAUCAGACAGUGAAGUAAAAAAUGUUGGUCUUGCAUCACCAGAGGAACAUUCAAAGCACCGAGAGAUGGCUGUGGACUGUCCUGGAGAUUUGGGCACCAGGAUGAUGCCAGUUCGGCGAAGUGCACAGUUGGAGCGUAUUCGGCAACAGCAGGAAGACAUGAGACGUAGGCGAGAAGAAGAAGGGAAAAAACAAGAACUUGACCUUAAUUCCUCCAUGAGACUUAAGAAACUGGCUCAAAUUCCUCCAAAAACUGGAAUAGAUAACCCUAUAUUUGAUACAGAGGAAGGAAUUAUCUUAGAAAGUCCUCAUUAUGCUGUGAAAAUAUUAGAAGUGGAAGACUUGUUUUCUUCACUUAAGCAUAUCCAACACACUUUGGUAGAUUCUCAGAGCCAGGAGGAUAUUUCACUACUUUUACAACUCGUACAAAAUAGAGAUUUCCAGAAUGCAUUUAAGAUACACAACGCUGUUACAGUACACAUGAACAAAGCCAGUCCUCCAUUUCCUCUUAUCUCCAAUGCACAAGAUCUUGCACAAGAGGUACAAACUGUUUUGAAACCGGUUCAUCAGAAGGAAGGACAAGAAUUAACUGCUUUGUUGAAUGCUCCACAUUUUCAGGCUCUUUUAUUGGCCCAUGAUAAGGUUGCUGAGCAGGAAAUGCAGCUGGAGCCCAUUUCAGAGGAGAGAGUUUAUGAAAGCAUUGGCCAGUAUGGAGGAGAAACUGUAAAAAUAGUUCGUAUAGAAAAGGCUCGUGAUAUUCCAUUGGGUGCUACAGUUCGCAAUGAAAUGGAAUCUGUGAUCAUUAGCCGGAUAGUAAAAGGUGGUGCUGCUGAGAAAAGUGGUCUGUUACACGAAGGAGAUGAAGUCCUGGAGAUUAAUGGCAUUGAAAUUCGAGGGAAAGAUGUCAAUGAGGUUUUUGACAUAUUGUCUGAUAUGCAUGGUACUUUGACAUUUGUUCUGAUUCCCAGUCAACACAUCAAACCUCCUCCUGCCAAAGAAACUGUAAUCCAUGUUAAGGCUCAUUUUGACUAUGACCCCUCAGAUGACCCUUAUGUUCCAUGUCGAGAGUUAGGUCUGUCUUUUCAAAAAGGGGAUAUUCUUCAUGUGAUCAGUCAAGAAGAUCCAAACUGGUGGCAGGCCUACAGGGAGGGGGAUGAAGAUAACCAACCUUUAGCUGGGCUUGUUCCAGGAAAAAGCUUUCAACAACAAAGGGAAGCCAUGAAGCAUACCAUAGAAGAAGAUAAGGAGCCAGAAAAAUCAGGAAAACUAUGGUGUGCAAAGAAAAAUAAAAAGAAAAGGAAAAAGGUUUUAUAUAAUGCCAAUAAAAAUGAUGAUUAUGACAAUGAGGAGAUCUUAACUUAUGAGGAAAUGUCACUUUACCAUCAGCCAGCAAAUAGGAAAAGACCUAUCAUUCUAAUCGGUCCACAGAACUGUGGCCAGAAUGAAUUGCGUCAGAGGCUCAUGAACAAAGAAAAGGACCGCUUUGCAUCUGCAGUUCCUCAUACAACUCGGAGUAGGCGAGACCAUGAAGUAGCUGGUAGAGAUUACCACUUUGUUUCACGGCAAGCAUUUGAGGCAGACAUAGCCGCUGGAAAGUUCAUUGAGCAUGGUGAAUUUGAGAAAAAUUUGUAUGGAACCAGCAUAGAUUCUGUACGGCAAGUGAUCAACUCUGGCAAAAUAUGUCUUUUAAGUCUACGUACACAGUCUUUGAAGACCCUCCGGAAUUCAGAUUUAAAACCAUAUAUUAUCUUCAUUGCACCCCCUUCACAAGAAAGACUUCGAGCAUUAUUGGCCAAAGAGGGCAAGAAUCCAAAGCCUGAGGAGUUGAGAGAAAUCAUUGAGAAGACUAGAGAGAUGGAGCAGAACAAUGGCCACUACUUUGACACAGCAAUUGUGAAUUCAGAUCUUGAUAAAGCCUAUCAGGAAUUGCUUAGGUUAAUUAACAAACUGGACACUGAACCUCAGUGGGUGCCAUCCACUUGGCUGAGGUGAAGAAACAUCCGUUCGGCAGCAUAAUUGGAUUGGAUCUGUCAAGCUGUCAACAGGAAGAUAUCCUGAUACUUCAGCAAGAUUGAAGAUAAGGUGGAAGGCAGCAGUGUAAGCUGUAGACCUGGUUUUCAUCCUUACAUCCCUUAAACUAGUGAGGAGAAAGUUCCCUUAGGCAACUGUGUGCACAGCUUUCUUCAUUCUCUGCAAAUGGCUUUUUAAAGGUUCUUGCCUCACUUUGGGAUUCUAAAUGGAAGCUUUCAACACAGCAGUUCCAUUUUACCCUCUUAAAACCUUUUGUUUUCACCUAAAUCUUUUCUGCUUGGCUAUAUUUCUAUAAAAAAAACUUGUAUGUAUGUACACAAUAGUCCAUGUCUCAUGUACUUAUAAAUAUUGAUGUCAUUUAACACUUAAAUGACUUCAUGGGAAUAUUUUGAAGGGACUGUGCUUUUCUGCAUUGGGCAAAAACAGUAUUGGCUUAGGAGACUGGUUUAGUGAAAAGAACUUUCCUGAAAAAGAAAAGAAAAAACAAAACGGUGGCACUCUGGUUUGGAGCUACUUUGUUUAGGCUUGAAUUUAUUUGUAUUGUCUUUUUCCUCUAACAAAAAAAAAAAAAAAAAAGAA
This is a messenger RNA of Oryctolagus cuniculus (rabbit), 3208 nucleotides long. RefSeq names its product protein associated with LIN7 1, MAGUK p55 family member (gene PALS1). The record is from RefSeq and is a predicted model, not a curated record. Lineage: Eukaryota; Metazoa; Chordata; Mammalia; Lagomorpha; Leporidae. Gene Ontology annotation, molecular function: protein binding.